Arachis stenosperma is the source of this 1670-nucleotide messenger RNA. RefSeq lists its product as uncharacterized. The record is from RefSeq and is a predicted model, not a curated record. Lineage: Eukaryota; Viridiplantae; Streptophyta; Magnoliopsida; Fabales; Fabaceae. Bases 1 to 1239 code for a protein of 412 amino acids. The transcript is spliced from 2 exons.
AUGAUAGUUGAUGGUAAAUUUGAGAAAAUGGAAAAUGACGAUAGUUAUGAUGAGUUGAGGACUCAGAAAGGAGUGAUGAACUUGUUGAAUGUUGAGAGUGUGCCAGGCGGCUACCAUGGACUAAAUUAUCACUCUGGUCAAUGUUUUCCCACUCUCACUCUUACUCUUUCUUACCACAACCUCCCUCUCUCGUUCCGCUUUCUCUCUAUAUAUAUUAACCUCUUCACAUUCCAACCGACAUCCGCUUUUUUCUCUCACAUCCACAUGGAAGUCGUGGUUCCGAUGGCUGCUCCUCCUCCUGCAGUGGCGGCGGAAUUCAACUUCGACAGCAACUGCUCCUCCCCUUACAUAACUGCCCCUUCAAGCCCUCAACGCUUCGGCAACUUCUUCUUCAGCGCUCCCACAAGCCCCACCAGAAUCUCCACCUUCAUCAACAAUAAUAUUCCUUCUUCUUCUUCUCUUAUUCACGACCACCAUCAACAUGAACAUGAAUUUCAAUUCGAUUUCAGCGGCCACCUCCAACCACCUUCCCUCUCCGCUGACGAACUCUUCGACGGCGGAAAGAUCCGCCCCUUUGAGCCACAAUCCGGACUCAUCGCUUCGAGUAGCAAACCGCUUUCGGCGCACCGCAAGAGCGAAAGCUUCGAUCCUGCAACUACCGCCAUGGAAGACGAAGAUCAAAAACCACCUACGCGAGGAAGAGAGAAGAGAGCUUUCUCUGGUAGAAAAGGAAGUAGAUCACUAUCUCCAUUAAGAGUCUCAGACAUCAUCAACAACAAUAACAGCAACGAAGAAAGAGCAGUUCCUUCUUCUUCAUCAUCAUCAUCAAGAAACAACACAAAAGCUUCAUAUGCAUCGUUCUUAUCUUCAAUCUCAUUCACGAGAGGGUACCGAAAAUGGAGGCUGAAGGAUUUUCUUCUCUUCAGGAGCGCCUCGGAAGGAAGAGCCACCGAUAAAGACCCUCUGAGAAGGAAGUACGAGGUUCUGUCCAAGAAAGCCGCCGCCGUGGACGAUGACGUCAGAAACUCCAGUUUCCGGUCCAGUGACGGUUCGGUUUCGAAACGGAGAGGACCGGUUUCGGCCCACGAGAUUCAUUACACAGCGAACCGGGCCGCCUCUGAGGAGAUGAAGAAGAGGACUCUCUUGCCUUAUAAGACUGGCUUGUUAGGCUGCUUGGGCUUCAAUCCAACUGGCAUGCAUGAAAUUUCUAGAGGAAUGGGAUCUUUCACACGUUCCUAAAUUGUUUCUUCAAUCUUAUUAUUCAAAUAACAUACUCUCUUUCUUUUUCUUUUCUUCCCUUUUUGCCCCCUUGUCAUGCAAUUUGGUCCUUGUGGUGGUUUAGUUUUUGAGUAAACGUCUUUUCUUGUUUCUGAUUAUUUGUCUGAAGAUAAAACGUUCUUUUACUGUUUAAAAAUCUCUAAUUAGUCUCUAAUUUUUAAGUUAUUAGUCUAGAUAACAUUUGUAGACUGUGAUCGCUUCAAUCAGUUUUUGUAUGAUUUGGGCGUUAUAAUCUAUUUGGAAUUUUCGAAUUAUAAAAUAGGACUUUGUUGUUGGGGAAAAUAUUCAGAGAGUAAAAAAAGUCAUUUAUUUUUAAGUUUUUUAAUUCUGAGUUCAUGUUUUGUCUUUGCUAUUUACAAGAGGCUUAAAUUUGUAUGCAAAUAAUUUCUCAG